CGAGCCACCUGUUGUGACAAGAUCUAAAUCAAGAUGUAAACAAUGGCUGGCCGGCUGGCGGUGUGUGCUGCCUUGCGUGUGAGGGGGCCGGAGAGGCUAAGUUGUAGGCUGCCUGGCGAUGCCCUGGUGACGAGGGGGAGGCAGCGCCACAGCAGGUCCCUCCUUGUGUGCAGUAAGGUUCACCUCAGCAGCCUUCAUGACACUCAGCACCUACAGGUUCAGGAUGAUUUCUUCACGCACCUUCAUGUCAGGGGCCAGGAGAUGGAGGGGAGCCUCUCCUUGCUGCUGCUUCUCUCAGCACGGAGGGAUGACACGACCAGUAUCCAUCACUUACUGGAACAGGCCAAAGGAGCAGGGGUGAGGCCCAGUGGAUACACAAUGGAAAAACUUCUCAACACUUAUAUUAAAAGGAAACACCUCAGUACAGCUGUCAGUUUGUAUGGCAGUAUCAGAAGAGAGUAUUCUGAGGCUCCCUUAGAACACUGCACAGUGCUCCACUUUUGCACAAUGUUAGUUGAAAGUGAAAAAUGCAUGGAGGCAAUGCAUACCUUGAGAGAAUUUGUAGAGACAGGCAAAACACCAGAGGUUCCCCCCAAAAAUACUGCAGAAAAUUGCAAGGUUCUCCUUAGCAAAGCUGCAGAAGUAGGAGGUUAUGAGGUGGCAAAGGAAAUGUUUGAGCUUCUCCUUUUGGGCAGACUGGUUGAUCCCGGGCCUCAGAUAGUUGCACCACUGCUGCAAUGUAAAUUAGACAGGAGUGAUUUGCCAGGAUGCAUUGAAGUGGCUGAAUACAUAUACAAAACCUUCAACACCUUACCCAAGAGGAUGGAAAUCUUAAUCAGACUAAUGCAACACAACCCUCCCACUGAGGAGAACUUACUGCCUGUGCUAAGGAGAGAUGGCAGCCAAGCUCAGCAAGGCUCAGACCUGCUGGGACACAUGUUUGAGCUUGUCCAGGCAUGCUAUGGCCCAGCACAGGCCCAACAUGACCUGCUGUUUGCCUCCCUUGAGUCUGGAUAUCCAGCUGCUGCCCGGCUUGUGCUCCAGACAUUAGGGGGUGAUGUAGAUAGCCAUCAGAUUCUCAGGAUGUGCAAGAUAUAUGCCAAGAACCAGCGGGAAGUUGCCCUGAAACACCUUUUGGUUGCUUCAAAGGGAAUGACUAACAUUGAUCGCCUGAGGAUCUAUGAACUCCUGUUGGAUGCUUACAGCCUCAGCAACAAGGAAGCGGGUGAGAAGGCUCUGUGCCUGUGGACCUCAAUACAAGAGGAAGGCCUCACGCCCUCUUCCACCUUCCUUUCCAACCUGGCAACACUCCUGGAGAAGUGUGAUAUAAAAGUUCCAUUUGAUGUUCAAUGAAAUAAAGUUCUGUCCUUACGGGAGAGGAAUGAAAUUAACCAUAAUAAGUUACUCUCAUCCUGUACAUGAAAAUAAGAGUUGAAAUGAGAAAAAAGGAAAAUAAAAAUGUGAAGAAUGCAAAUGAUGGAGUCAGGAAGGAACCAUGACAGGUGGACCAGCUCUGUAUAGGUGACGAUGGCUGUGUACAAGAUAAUGAAUGGGAAAAAUGUUACUGUCUAUGUAUGAGUGCAUUACGAAUCUGUUACCCAGUAAUAUAGGAGUCAAUAAAGGCAAGGCCAGGCUGUAAGAGUACUCUUACUGUAUCCCCUGCGUGUCACAAAAGAUAACGUAAAGGAGUAGAGCAAGGGGACUAUGGACUCCAUUGUAUUUUUAUAUUUACUUUGAAAUGAGCCUUGACCGCUUAACGUCUUGUCUCUCCUAGCCUUCUGUAAGAGGGAUGUCAGCCGUGUAUAUUUAUUAAUAAUUCCUAAUAAAUACAUGAAAUAA
This is a messenger RNA of Scylla paramamosain (green mud crab), 1839 nucleotides long. Its product is annotated as leucine-rich PPR motif-containing protein, mitochondrial-like. The transcript is spliced from 9 exons. Lineage: Eukaryota; Metazoa; Arthropoda; Malacostraca; Decapoda; Portunidae. Gene Ontology annotation, biological process: regulation of mitochondrial translation. The coding region runs from base 43 to 1353 and encodes 436 amino acids. The record is from RefSeq and is a predicted model, not a curated record. Gene Ontology annotation, molecular function: mRNA 3'-UTR binding; protein binding. Gene Ontology annotation, cellular component: nucleus; mitochondrion.